Cololabis saira (Pacific saury) is the source of this 5749-nucleotide messenger RNA. RefSeq names its product phosphatidylinositol-5-phosphate 4-kinase, type II, alpha a (gene pip4k2aa). The coding region runs from base 564 to 1895 and encodes 443 amino acids. Gene Ontology annotation, molecular function: phosphatidylinositol kinase activity. The transcript has 11 exons. The record is from RefSeq and is a predicted model, not a curated record. Lineage: Eukaryota; Metazoa; Chordata; Actinopteri; Beloniformes; Belonidae. Gene Ontology annotation, biological process: phosphatidylinositol metabolic process.
CGCAGCAGAGCCGGGCUGUCACCUCCCUCCACCCGCGAGCUGCUGCCGGAGCAGCCGCAACACCACCUCCCAUCCCCAGGACACGCCGGGAUACUCCCCUGCUGCACAACAGAACAAACCCCGGCCGUGCUGGAGGCUUUAGCGCCUGGCUGGAGGGGCUAAGGGGCGGUAGUUAGCUUCCCGGGAGCGGGGCGAGCUGCGUGCCGUCGGUCGGUGCGCGAAGGUCGGGCAGAGUGUCUUCUAUCUGGCGGCGUGGAGGACGGAGCACUAGCAUUGUAACCCUUCCUGUCACUCAUACGUGGAGACUUAUCCCCGCGUUUGCAGGUCUGAUGUGGGUGUAUUGUGCCUAUAAUCUAGUGGUGUAGCCUGUAGCAGCUAGUGGAGCUAAGCAGGGCUCUGCGGGGACCGGAGCAGCCGGAGGAGCCGGAGCCGGGGAGAGGGUUCACCCAGCCGGGGGGGAGAGCGACGCGGCUCCGCAUCCUACUAGCACUCAAAAAGGGCCAGGAUCGGUUUCCUCUACAUGGAUCAGUGGUGAUCACCGACACACACCGCAGGACUCAAACAUGGCUUCGGCCGCCAGCAUCGCCGCGAACAUUGCGAGCAAAACCAAGACCAAGAAGAAGCACUUCGUGGCCCAGAAGGUGAAGCUGUUCCGGGCCAGCGACCCGCUGCUCAGCGUGCUCAUGUGGGGAGUCAACCACUCGAUAAAUGAAUUAAGCCAUGUUCAGAUUCCCAUUAUGCUCAUGCCAGAUGACUUCAAGGCCUACUCUAAGAUUAAAGUGGACAACCAUCUCUUCAACAAGGAGAACAUGCCCAGCCAUUUCAAGUUCAAGGAGUACUGUCCUCUGGUGUUUCGAAACCUCAGGGAGAGGUUUGGCAUUGAUGAUCAGGAUUUCUCGAACUCUCUGACACGCAGUGCUCCCUUGAACAGUGAGGCCCAGGGACGAAGUGGGGCUCGUUUCCAUACCUCCUACGACAAGCGCUACGUCAUUAAGACCAUCAGCAGCGAGGAUGUGGCUGAGAUGCAUAACAUUCUGAAGAAAUAUCAUCAGUUCAUUGUGGAGUGCCAUGGGAACACGCUGCUGCCUCAGUUUCUCGGGAUGUACCGGCUCACAGUGGAUGGAGAUGAGACCUACAUGAUUGUUACACGCAAUGUCUUCUCUCAUCGCCUUUCCGUCUUCAAAAAAUAUGACCUCAAGGGUUCCACUGUGGCAAGGGAGGCCAGCGACAAGGAGAAGCAGCCACCCCAACCAGAGGAUGUGCCCCCAAGGCCCAAAUCUGGUAAUGUUCAGCAAAGGCUGCAAACACUGCGGAUUGCCACGCGCUUUUACUGCGCCAUGAAACACGUAAGAGAUGCCAAGGAGCUGCCCACCUACAAGGACAAUGACUUCAUUAACGAUGGGCAGAAGAUCCACGUUGAUGACGAGAACAAGAAAAUGUUCCUGGAGAAGCUUAGGAAAGAUGUGGAGUUCCUGGCCCAGCUGAAGCUCAUGGAUUACAGUCUGUUGGUGGGGAUCCAUGACGUUGAGCGUGCAGAGCAAGAAGAGGUGGAGAGCGAGGACAAUGACGCAGAGGAUGAGGGUGAGAGCGACGGUGGCGGCGUCGGGACGCCCCCUGACAGUCCCAGCAACACCCUGGAUAGCACCAAGCCUCUGGGACCUGGCGAGUUUGAUCCCACCAUCGAUGUCUAUGCCAUCAAAAGCAACGAUGCUGCUCCCCGGAAGGAGGUUUACUUCAUGGCUAUUAUAGAUAUCCUGCAGCAUUACGAUGCCAAGAAGAAAGCUGCUCACGCCGCCAAGACGGUCAAACAUGGGGCCGGGGCAGAGAUCUCCACGGUGAACCCAGAACAGUACUCCAAGAGGUUUUAUGAUUUCAUCACCACCAUCCUGUCAUAGCCUCCAGGAGCCACAGAGGCACAAAGGAAAGAGGGGGGCGAGUGGGGAGUAGGGUGGAGAAGAGAAGUCGCGGAGAGGAAAACCAUAGAAAAGCUGAAUGAAUAAGGUGCUGUGAUGGCUUUGUAUCGCUCUCCCUCAUUCAUCCUCCUGAUCCCUCACCGUUUGGGUCUCUCUUUCAGCGAGGUGCCGCAUUCUGCAGCUAAACAAGACGUUGUUUGUUUACAUUUAACCUCUCCUCUGUUCGGUCCUGUUCAUGUGUUACUUCCGAUGAUUGGGUUCUUAACAGCAAGUGUCCGAGUCAUUACAUUUUUCAUGCGUUGAGUUGUUUUCGUCAUUGUUACUAAUAUGGGGGUUUGGCUUCCUUUCUUUGUAAUUUCCCUUAACACAUCAGUCACCUGCUUUCUUAAUUUGAGGUUGACCAUUUUCCUCAUGAUUAUUGGGAGGUUGUGGAGGGUGUGAUGUGUGUACAGAGUGAGGACAAGCCAAAUGCAGAGGUCAGAUUACAGCACAGAGCCAAGGCUUGGGUAGGACAUAAAGAGGAACGUUGUGUUGAGCCUUUUUACUAAUGCAGUUGCUUCAUUUCAGGAAGUAGGAAGCAGUCUUCCAACAGGCCAACAGCCGAACCCACUCCCAAAAGCUAUACAAGCACUCAGCCAAACAAAUCUUCCCAUUUGGUUUAUCCUGCAUUGCUCAAACACUUCCCCUUCCCCUCCUGUUACGAGUGUUUGAAGCUUCUGGGUUAUUCUCGCUCUACACCACUUCUCGUUUGCUAAAUUAUACUGUUUGCUUACACCUCAGCGUCUGUCAGCGGACUGUUUUCUUUUUAAUGAUAAAGGGAAGGACGUGUAUCCUUAAAAUGAAAAGAAGAGAACUUCUUUACCGUCAUUGAUUCUGAAAACAUUAGUUGGAAGUUGUGGUUCCUGUUCCUGUUGCAGAGAAUGGCCCAGAAGUCAUGAGUGAGUGGCUGCAUCACAGCGAGUCGCUAUUUAUUAUAGUUUAGUCACUUAGGGAAACAUCAGCAGCCCUGAACUUUCUGUUGCCAGCAGCACCUUAUGAGUAAAAUCAAAACUGUUGCACUUUCAUUUGUUGUCAGAAGCUGUUGCUCUUUUACAUGCGCAGCAACAAAGAAGAGUUGAGUUUAGAAGGCUGAUCUCAAGUCUCCGCCUCCCUCACAACUUCUCACCCGUCGCUGCUUCUUAUCUGGUUCGUUUUGGGAAGAAUUUACUGCAAUAUUUCAUGGAGCAGAAGUGGACGAGCUCUGUUUUCAGAGCUUUUGUAAAGUAACCUCUCCGAUCCUUUUAAGAAGCGCCUGGUGGAGUUGUGGCGGUGGGUUUGGGGGGACCAGGCAUCAGUGAGACUAUGUUUGUGCUUUCAGGGCAAACAAAAGGCAGUUUACCUCCAGCAUCGUACCAGCACACACCCAGCGGUGGCCCAGGGUGUGUGUGUCAGUGUUCAAAAGUUGGAACAGGGAAGAAGGAGGUUGGGAAGAGUAGCUACAAUUAUGUGUUAAGUCAUUAAAACCAACGGCAUCGUUAUCUAACCUCUGACUCUUAUCUGUUUUUGUGUUAUUAUUGUUAACUUUUUUUUUUUUAAGGUGGAAUAUCUUUGUUAGAAUUUGGUGGUGUUCUGAAUUGUUGUGCUAAUAUUUUUUUUUUUUUUUUUGGUCUGUUUAAUGUUUUUUUGUAUAUUUUGCACAAGAGGAAAGGAACCAAAUGUCACGAAUACGACCCCAUUUAGUCGAUACGGUCAUAACAAGGGAAAUGCAAUAUACUGAUGUGAAAGUGAGACAAGCUGUUCUGUGUGUGACUUUUAAGAAUCACCUCUGGUUAACCUACGAAAACAAGUGAAGUUGUUCUUCUUGGCUAUUCUAACCCAUGCAAAAAGCUUCCGUAACAUCAUAUUUGUUUAGAUGUCAUAGAUUAUAUUCACAUUGAUAUUUUUUACAUUGGAUUUUAGUCUUGAAAAUAUAGUUGUAUUUGAGGAAAACAGAAAAAAAAACGAACAAAAAAAAAGACAAGGAGUCACCCGUCGGAGUGAGUGAUGGUGCUGUGGUAAUGAAGAAUGGUGGUGUUUGAAUUUUUACAAUUUAUAAAUGUACGUUUAAAACAUUAAAAAGAAAAAUGCAUGUUGCAGGACUAAGUUUCCGUUCCCGUCUUUAGUGUCGUUGUGUGUUCAGGCGCGUGUGUCCCUCCGCUUUAACCACAUCCGUCAGCGUCUAAUAGUCCCUACCAUGCUUUAAAUAACUGUUUUUCAUUGUAUACACUGUGCAAGUUGUGUGCCUUUAUACUCCAAAUUAUUUAAUUUUAUAUUUUGUAAUCUUUUUUUAAAGCAAAUGUAAAAGGUUAUUUUAAUAAUAGGGUAUUUACUUUGACUAAUUAUUUUCCACUUUUUUCCUUUCAUCCCCGUUCCUUCCUCCACUUCAGCACGUCUGUGCGGAGGUUCAUUGUCGUCACUCGUCAUCAGUUCAGUAAAACUGUCCCAAGCUUUGUGUUAGACUGAGAUAAAAGGUGAAUAUUUGAGGAUAUUUGUUUGGACCCUGUACAUGUAACUCAUCAAUAUGAUUAUCCUGACUGCUCAGACUGGAGGUGGCGUCUGCUCACAGUUAACCCUUUGUUGGUUCAUGCUGGUCCUACAUUUAUUAACCGUGAGUGUGAGUGUGUGAGUGUGUGUGAGUGUGUCAUGCCUGCUUCGUUGUGCUCUUCCUCUUUAACGGAUGGCUUCCACCAGCUUCAGAGUGUGUCGGCAUGUUGUCAAAUCCGUCACCAACCACAGAUGUAGUCAGAUGGGUCUCUUUGUUUUGUUUCCAGUUUUGUCCAUGAUUUCACCAGCUUUUGAUGUACGGAUCUGAAACUGGUUUAUGUUCUGUGCAUUUUUUGUUUUUGUUUUUUUUUUUUUGUCCAGGAGGUUGUCAGCCGUUAGUUCCUCUGCAGUCAGUAGUUGGCUCGUAUUUCUGUUUUCCUUCCCUGCAAACGGUCUGUUUUGUCCCUGUUCCCACAUGCAAGCAGCUCCUAAAUGUACAUAAAGAAAACAGGGAAUGAGGGAAUCCUCCUCUCAUCCGCCUUGCUCUGUUCGGCUCUGUUUGGUGCAAGUAAAGAAAGCAGAGCAGUGGAAACGGUGGAGGCGGACUCGAGCAGGCCGCGCUGCCGAACCCUGAAAUGAACAAGUCCUGGCUUCAGCGUCACCCCGUCAGCCAUCCUGCUGCCACUCUUCACUUGCCAAAAGCAUCUCUGCAGUCAGAAAUACCCCACACGAGCUUGAAGAACAUAGUGUAUUGUAUAAUGUGUCUGUUUAAACAUAUUUUUUUUCUCUGUGGUAGAUGGAGUGAGGUGUGCAGUGCUUUUAUGUGAAUGUGUCCAAAGUUACGGGAAACAGCCCUGUGUUGAUGUGGUUUCUCAAACUAAAGGGAAAUAUGAGAUUACAAAUGCAAACGACUGAAGAGCAGGCUUCUUCUGCAGAUGUGGGGCUCGUUUUUCGGGGCCUCAAAGUUAAAAAAAAACUCUGUUUACAUUAUAUUCCUCCCAAAUCGUUGAGUUGAAUUUGCAUGUAGAAAUCCAAAUCCUCCCAUCACACCAAGAGACACGCUUCCACAUCUGCAGAGGGCUUCGGUCUCCACUAAAACAGCCUCCAUUGCUUUUGGAGUACAAGACUUGAAGAGUUACUGUGUGUAUGCGCGAGUGCACAUUCAUGUAUCGCUGUCUGACAACGGGUGGAGAGUGUUUCCCUUCAGUGGCAGAGGCCAAAAUGAUCUUGUAUGUUUAAUGUUCUUCACAUUUAAUGAUGAUAAUUAUAAUACACUCCAUUCCAUAAGCGUUCACUCAAACAAACAAUUAAAGCACUUGUUCUGCUUAACUCCA